Striga asiatica is the source of this 1435-nucleotide messenger RNA. The record is from the annotation of a GenBank genome assembly. NCBI's taxonomy places the organism in Eukaryota, Viridiplantae, Streptophyta, Magnoliopsida, Lamiales, Orobanchaceae.
AAGAAAUGAAAACACAAAAAAAAUGGCAUCUAAUUGUUAGCUUCCACACUCAAUCUUUGCAGAAAUCACGCUCUAAUUUUUUCACUAUCAAAGUAUAAAUAUGUAACUUAGCUCAAGCCCCCAACAAUCAAGACCUUUUGCAUUCUUAAUUGUCAUAUUAAGCUAAACAAAAUGUCCACUUCUUCUUCAUUCUUACCUAUAGUAACUGUCACAACCAUUUUUUUCAUACUUCCUUUUAUAUCAGAAGCUCAGCUAAGCACCACAUUUUACUCCACUAGCUGCCCCAACGUGACGAAUAUUGUUUCUACUCAACUCAGUCAAGCUUUAUCCAGCGAUCCGCGCAUUGGCGCUAGCCUCAUUCGCCUCCAUUUCCACGAUUGCUUCGUUCAGGGAUGUGAUGGAUCGGUGUUAUUGGACGACAACACGACGAAUUCAAUACAGAGCGAGAAAAACGCGGGUCCGAAUGCGAACUCGGCUCGUGGAUUUGAUGUUGUGGACAAUAUAAAGGCGGCUCUCGAGCAGGCGUGCCCUGGCGUCGUGUCGUGUGCCGACAUUCUUGCGCUUGCUUCUCAAGCUGCCAUAUCUCUAGCGGGAGGUCCAUCGUGGGUUGUGCCGUGCGGCAGGACAGACAGCAGAACGGCGAACAUGGCAUUAGCGAACACGGCUAUUCCGUCGUCGUUCGAUACCGUAACUAACAUCACUGCUAAGUUUGCUAACGUUAGUCUCAACACUAACGACUUUGUCGCAUUAUCAGGGGCCCACACGUUCGGUCGGGCAGAAUGCAGGUUCUUCUUCCACCGGCUGUACAAUUUCAGCGGGACGGGACAGCCGGACCCGACUCUGAACACGUCCUACCUGGCAAUGCUAAGGCAAGUUUGCCCGCAAAACUUGGCCAACUUGACGUCGGUGGUGACGGACUUGGACCCAUCGAGCCGGGACAGUUUCGACACCGGGUAUUAUUCGAACCUUUUAACGGGUCAGGGGCUACUGCAGUCGGAUCAAGAGUUGUUCUCGAAUUCGAGCGCGCAGAUAAGAGGGCUUGUGCAGCAGUUUAGCAGCAAUAGGAAUGCAUUUUUCCAGAGCUUUGUGGCGUCUAUGGUGAAGAUGGGGAAUAUUGUGUCGGGGCAGAGCGGGGAAAUCAGGGCAAAUUGCAGGAUGAUUAAUUGAUUGAUUAGUUAAAUUUGAUGGUUUUGGUUUGUGUUGAAUUUGAGUUCUAUCUAUUUUGGUUAAUUAUAAAGACUUGUGGUUUUUUUUUUUUCUUUUUUUUUUAAUUGUUGAGUUCUUGUUCCUUCUCUCUUGGUUGAUUGUGUAAUUCCAAUGGAGAGGUAGAUGAAGAAUCUGUUAUGGUUCUAGUGAUGUCAGUUGACGUCUCGAGUGUACUCCUUUUUUGGAGUUCUAAUAAAAAUAUCAUUUGGCGAAAAAAAAGAAAAAAAAA